AUGGCAUGGAGAGCUAGAGAGAAGGCUAUAAAAGAUUUGAGAGGUGAUCCAGCUGAUUCAUAUAAGAAGUUGCUGGCAUAUAUAUACAUCCUUGAUAAAACGUAUCCUGGAUUGCUUGUUAAAAUGCAUAAAUCACCAGAAAAUGAGUUUAUGUAUUUGUUUGUAGCACUCAAAGCAUUCAUAAAGGGGUUCGAGUGUUGUAGACCAAUAGUUGUAGUGGAUGGUGCACACCUUAAAUCAACGUAUAAUGGUACAUUUGUGUCGGCAAGUACUUUGGAUGGAGCAGGUAAUAUCCUACCAGUAGCGUAUGGUGUGAUAGAUUCUGAGAAUAAUAAGUCCUGGACGUGGUUCUUUGAACUGUUCAAGCAAGCUUAUGGUGUUAGGCAAAAUAUGUGUGUCGUGUCCGACAGACAUGAAAGCAUAAUACACGCAGUUUCUAAGGUGUAUCCUACUGUUCCUCAUUUGGCUUGUAUAUUGCAUUUGUGGAAAAAUGUGACAAAGCAAUACACAUCGAACAGUGAGGUGUUGAGUCCUAUUUUUUAUUCACUGGCGAAGGCAUACACCCAGGAUGAGUUCGAUAAAUUGAUGGAGAAGAUUGGGAAUCUUGAAGAUGCUGGAAGGGAUAAAUGGUCUAGGCUUUAUUCACCUAUUAAGAGAGGAUGGACAAUGACUUCGAAUAUAGCCGAAUGUAUUAAUGGAAAACUGGUUGCUGCAAGAGAGUUACAUAUUUUUGAUUUCCUUGAAGAAGUGAGGAAGAUGUUUGGUAGAUGGAAUUGCACAAAUAGAAAAAAUGGUACCUGCACAUUCACAACACUGAUGAGGCGAUAUCAAGAGAUGUUGUCAAUCAACGAGUACAAAUCAAUACGAAUGAGGCCAGAAACAGUUGUGAACACAUAUGAUGUGCCGGUUGAUCCUCUUCCCGAUGAGACCGAGUGGAAUGUUCCUAAAAGCAUAUCAGAUGAAGUUGCUAUGCCACCGAUCUAUAAGAGACCCCACAGGAGGCCAAAAAAAGAAGGGAUAAGCCAUUACAGGAGUUGA
Lycium ferocissimum is the source of this 1038-nucleotide messenger RNA. RefSeq lists its product as uncharacterized. NCBI's taxonomy places the organism in Eukaryota, Viridiplantae, Streptophyta, Magnoliopsida, Solanales, Solanaceae. Bases 1 to 1038 code for a protein of 345 amino acids. The record is from RefSeq and is a predicted model, not a curated record. The transcript has 3 exons.